This is a messenger RNA of Parnassius apollo (apollo), 837 nucleotides long. The record is from the annotation of a GenBank genome assembly. Lineage: Eukaryota; Metazoa; Arthropoda; Insecta; Lepidoptera; Papilionidae.
AUGGAUACUGGCGAGCUUGCAUGUGGUGAUAAAAAUAAUAUUCUUUCAAUUUCACCAAGGCAAAUGAAAGUGGACGAAAAAAAGGAUGAAGCACUUGAGAACAGUUCAAUUGAUAUUAACAACAGUGCUAAAGCAAAUACAAAAACAAUUAACCACAAUGUUGUUACUCCAAAGUUAAUUGAAGAUAAUGAAGUUAAAUUAAAGGAAAGAAUUGCUCAGUGCAGAAGUAUCAUUGAAUCUUUAAAAUGUGAGCUUAAUAAAGAGAAGUUUAAACUAGAAAAGGAAAGUAUACCAUUUGAAUCAGAAACAUCUAAAACUAGUUCCCGGGUUCCAGCCUUUGAUGACGAAUUAAAUUCAGAUAGAUACACAAAGGAUUUAUUACUUGAACGAAAUUUAUAUACAAGCUGUAUGGAAAGCAGAUUAAAUUACGAUGAAAAUAUGGCUGAAUAUGAAAAGCAAUUGCAACGUUACCAAAAUACGCUUAAUAUGGCCCAGUUAGAGAAGAAAAAUGCUAUCAGGAAACAAAUGCUUGCUAAGGCUUUCAACUUAAAGAUUCUGGAAGUUGAAAAUCAAUGUAAUAUUGAAUUGCUUCGUGUAAAACAAAGUCUCCAAUGCUUAGAGCCAUUACGAAUGAUAGCCAAUAAAUGGAAAACGAAUGUUGAUGAUUCCUCUGAUUUAAACACUUUUGAACUCAUUCCUAGAUAUCCAGAGCUAAAGUCUAACGAUGUAGUUGAUGCUAACAGAACUGUGUGCGUCGAUAUGGAAAAGAAACUCACACUUGAAAAUUUUAAAAAUAACUUGGAAGAUGUUGAUAUUCUUAAUUCUCUAGAUAGUUGA